AUGUGUGCGAGUUCCGACCGUGUGGGCACGUUUUUGUUCUAUGGGCAUCAAACGGGUGAUCGUGAGAAGAAAAGACAAACGCUCCAGUCUUUCCCGGCGUCUUAUGAUGCUGACUUGUUCGAACAAAGUGAUCAACUUUUCCGACCCUACCUCAUAGCAAAACCAACACUAGGUGACGCUAUCAAUCUCGGUGUACAUAUGUUGCUCGUUUGCAACUGUUAUGUAGGACCGGUUCCGGUCAGUCGACGUGUGCACGCUAUGGUGGUCGACACGAGCAACCCGAAAAGAAGUUCCGGCAAUUUAUGCCUCUCCAAUCUGAUGGAUCAUGAACAACGGUAG
This is a messenger RNA of Opisthorchis viverrini, 339 nucleotides long. RefSeq lists its product as hypothetical. NCBI's taxonomy places the organism in Eukaryota, Metazoa, Platyhelminthes, Trematoda, Opisthorchiida, Opisthorchiidae. The transcript has a single exon. The record is from RefSeq and is a predicted model, not a curated record. Bases 1 to 339 code for a protein of 112 amino acids.